Messenger RNA from Paramacrobiotus metropolitanus, 6991 nucleotides. RefSeq lists its product as uncharacterized. The transcript has 4 exons. NCBI's taxonomy places the organism in Eukaryota, Metazoa, Tardigrada, Eutardigrada, Parachela, Macrobiotidae. Bases 74 to 1375 code for a protein of 433 amino acids. The record is from RefSeq and is a predicted model, not a curated record.
UAAAGGGCUUUAGAUCCAUAAUAACACUAUCAUUACUGCUCACGCAUAUAAUUAAACUCUCCAAUUGUCUACCAUGGCGAAACGUUUGUGCGUGGCACUCUGUGUUAGUUUAAUUCCGGUGUCUUUCGUGUUUGCGGGACAUGUUGAGCCACCACGAGUCAGAUCGAGCGUUGCACGAGCUGCGCUUGCAUCGAAUAAAGCGGUUACCGGCUGGGGGGACGUAGCGGUUAACCCCAACGCCUUUUUGUCAGCAACAUAUCAUGGCUACCGAAUUAAUAUCUAUAAGACAGCGGAUGCUACCGCAACGGGGGCAGCGCAGUAUUUUUUUCCAGCGGCCUUGUUCAUCGACCCGAAUAGCGCCAAGAGCUACGCGAAUACUCUCCAAGAAAACCGAGCGGAAAUGAGUUUCUCGGUUCUUAUGUGGGACGACGAAUAUGAAGAGUUCAUUCGAGAGGCGGUGAGCAAAAGACUGGGCUACUGGAUACCAAAGGAGAGCGUUCGUGUGUUGCCCAUCGAACAAAUCCGCAUUGACGCUCUAGGUUUUGCACCGAGCAAAUACGAGAUAGUCAACAAUUGGGUGUCCUAUGCCGCACAGCCGUCGACCUUUGAAUUCCGAUUCAGCUGCAUAAACAAAGAAACAUGCGAUGGACUAGCUGAUCAAGUCAAGGAAAAUCCACAGUUGUUCGUUUAUGACCUGGAGAUUUCGUAUAGUUUAAUUAACGUUCGCAGUGCGUGUCGAAUUAUCCAAGUAAAAGCAGAGCAUGUGCAGGCCGGAAGACUGUUCAGCCAACUUAAAAAGCAGGUCCCCGAUACGGAUGUGGUGUACAUGACGGCCGAUGACCUCACUCAGAUGACCUUGGAAAUUGCCACCAAUGUUAUGGCGACCGAGGUUGUGGAUGACGAGUUCAUCGGACAAGACCAGUCACUGACCAUCACCAACAUCCUGGAAAGUUUAAUGCAAAUGAAACCAGAAUCUUCGGCAUCUUUCCAGGAGCAAAUGUGGAACUCAGUUUUUUGGCAAGAAGAGAACACCCGCCCCGACCGAGUCACCAGCACGCUGAACGAAUUCUAUGACAAAUCGGAUGACCAGAUGAAGGCAAAAAUAAGGGACGAGCUAGCCAAAAGUCAAAGCAGUAGUUCCAGCGGCGGUGGAAGCGUCAGCGUCGGCAUUCCUUUGGUUGUUGGUACCUCGGCAUCAAUGAACUUGGCCUUUGCGGAUUCCAACUCGUUCGCUAGCGAAUACGAGAAAGAGCAGUUCAUAGCCACCAUGGUCGAAGCCAGCAGCAAAAGCCACUGGAGCGGAGAACGGUUCACCGUUAAGCCGAUGCAACUCGUCCGCACCAAUAUCGCUCGUCUUCAAACUCCGCCACUGUGACCAGCGUUCAGGUACGUGUUGCCCGGUCGGCGGCGCAGCUAACAAGUCGCAUCAACCUGCUGGCGCAAUCAGUCCAAACAGCCGCGAACGUUAUUCCCACUGGAUCAAUUCAAAUGUUCUCCGGGAAUGACGUUCCAGUGGGCUGGCUGCUUUGCAACGGAACCACUAUUAACUGUAGCAAUUACGGGCGAUUGUGCCAAGUCCUGAGAACCAUCCCGUACAGUAACCAGGUCAACAUUUCAACGCCCGACCUACGGGGACGCAAUGUAAUUGGAGUUGGUGAUCUUGUAAAUCCUAUCCCCGGUAUCGGCUACCAUUAUUCCUUUGAUCUCGGCUAUCAGGGUGGCGCGUAUACUCACAGAUUGUUGGAAGACCAUCUACCGUCUCAUUCCCAUUAUUAUACGACACUUCGCACGCCGAGCGUUGCUAGUGGUCCAAGACAGUCGUCUGGAGAUUACAUGAAUUUAUAAAAUUAUCGAAGUGGUUAUUUUGCCGCAGUAUUUGCGGCAAAAUAGCCAUUAGCUAUUUUGCCGCACUAUGGUCGGUAUAAUAGCCUUUUGCUAUUUUGCCGCACACUGCGUUACAAUAGUCGUUAGCUAUUUUGCCGCCGUAUGGGUGGCAAAGUAGCCUUUCACUAUUUUGCCGCAGUUUCUGGUUAACAUUGAAUAAUUUUAGUAGCUGUUGAUAACUAUCCGUCUACGGAGAAAUCGGUAGCGUAGUGCUUGCGCUGCAGUGCUCUGGGAUUCCAUUUACGCGUGCAAACGUUCAUAGCAUCCACACGUCUGCUAGACGAUCAAGUUUUUAAUCCGUCCAGUAAGUUCCGUCUGGCGUAAAUUUUACCCACCCAAUGUUUUUUGCUUUUUUCAUCAAGAAUCGUCGGUUUUCUUUGAGAAUCGCAUCCGAGCGUUCUGGUUUUUGCGUUCAAUUACCACACAUUUGGUCUCCGGAGUACACAGUCCGGGUACUCCGGCCUGGUCACUGGAAAAUACUGCCCGACCGGGGUUUGAAAAAUCGGAUCAGUCGGGUCGAGUCGUCGUUCUUUUGCCUUAAAAAUCGAUUCCGCACUUCCGUCAACCGGCGAAACGGGUGCAACCCGGCGCGAACAGUGACGAGCGGUAAUGGUUUUGUCGGAUUGUCCGUCAGAAGGUUGGCCGAGCUCCCUGUCGGGCUCUGCCGCGUUGAUCAAAUCUAGUAUCCGUCCAUACUAAUUCGGACAAGGUGUUGCAAUUCAGGAAAUACAGGUUUUCCAGUUAGCGAAAGGGGCGGUUGGCUUAAAGUCGGACCUGUUGACAAUCCGGCACAUGAUAUCCGGACUGGAGAACUAGCUCUGAGAUACAUCGGCGACAGGCCACCGUGAAAAGCCUGGUGGUGACGGAAAAGAAGGCAGCCUCGGCGAAGGAACUUUCUGUCCCCCCCCCUUCCCCAGCUGUGCUCAGGGGUUGAGCCGACGGUUAUACGGCAGCCAACCAACGGCCAAGCCGAGCAGAAGCAGCUGCAGUCUAUAAUCGGGGAAGGCGAUUCACUCUCGUCUUAUUACCCUAACACGGAACCGUACGAACGACCUGCUGAGGACCAGUUUCUUCCAGAUCCUGCCGCGAUGCUCAUUGUCGCAUGUUGCAGGAAGUCUAGGACUAAUGUUUCAACGACGACACCGAUGAUACCGGCAAGACCUUUAACAAGACGACCCGGGCAGGACAGAAAAAUUUGUGGCGAAGUGGUAUGGAUCGGCUUAGGACUCUGCGGGGGCAAAUCCAUCCGGGCGGUGGAUCGUCCCGAGGAACGGUCCGUCGGACACGACGAAUCCAACCGACUUAGCGGAUCCGGGCGACGACUUCGACCCGUCCAGUAUGGCACGCCGGCCCGGUUUCGGAUACCAGCUUGGGACGCCACCUACUGGCUUUUUGACUGGAAUGCUGCCAAACCCCGUCUAACUGGUAUUUGGUGGCAUUCGUGCAGGCGCCCGGCAUGAUGCUGCAGCUAAGCAGGAUUUGCUCGGACAGCCGAUCGGCUCCAUAUAUCAGCUGGCCAUCAUGAUGCAGCAGCCUGACGUAGCGUUGCAAAAAUCCGUCACCACGGGAAAACAGUUUGCUUUGGCUGGAUUAUGACUCGACCUGGCACAGCGGCCAGCUGGCAGGGACCACUGGUCGGCCGCGGUUGCACAACAAGCCGAAGAUACAUACCGGCGACCCGAAAUGACAGUGCGGGAACUACAAACGUGCCACGGCGACUUACACGAACGGUGCGGCAUCCACCCCCAGUGCAAAUGCGGGAUCGGAUACAGAAUCAGGAGGAACGAUCGAAAGGCUGUGACAACCGGAUAAUCACAGUCAUGAACAUGACGAGUUAUAUCGAGGAAGACCGCAGCCGCCGAUAUAGAUUGGUCCGACCUCGAUAAGACGUAGGAGAAACGGAUUCAAGGGAAUUGAUCAAAGAGCGAUCGCGCCGCCGACAAAACAUAACUAGCCGUGAACGCGAGGUGAGGAGAGAGAGAGAGAGUGGGAAGCCAGAAUUAUUAGCACACCGGAUACAGCAGAAAGCGUGUCGGGGAACAAUGACCGCCGGAACGCCAGACAUGCUGUUCGUCGUAACAAUAGGCGAGACUGCCGAGCCGACGCUGAUGGAGAGCAGUAACACGGUCGACACUAACCCAGCCAAGCAACCGAGCGGGCACUAACCGGAACUGACAAAAAGUCACUGAAAUGGACAUGCUCGGCCGAGCGCUGGUGCUGACUACCACUCGGGACACGGAUUUAAUAAAAAUUUUGACAUAACCCAGAUUUUUUAUUUUAUGUUUACAUGAUCAUAAUUCCUCUCUUACAUCAUUUUAACCUUAGACUGCCAACAGGUAAGCGUUUAUUGACAAGCUACACCAGGAAACUCGAACGCCACCUGCAACACAAUACCUCCCGACCCGUCUACCGUGGUCGCCUUUCGUGCACCUAGAAUUUGUUUAAAAAUCGAGAUCAUCUCUUAGCUAAUUGGUGACAAGGCAAGUCUUUUUAACAUCCGGUACUGUCUCAAGAUUAAUAUCAUCUGGUUCUCUCCGAACCCCCGGGAGAUCAGAACUGCGACUCAGAAACACUGCCAAAAUGGGUGAGGACGCCUGUACCCGGGCAAGAAGGCGAACUGGUGGAGGUACUGGAUCAGGUUCUAAACUUCAAGGAUUAAAAGGACGAAGUCAACCCGCCGAAUCCAAAACCAAAGCCAGCUGCCCGGCGAUAACGUCAUCGCCUGUAGCCAGCAGGAAGGUGGACGGGUGGAUGGUGGAUAUUCAAUGAAGGUCAUCCACCUUUCUGCAAAGGCCAUCCACGUUUCUUAUCUUCCUUUCUGCCGAAAGUCAUCCACCUUUCUGUCGAUUGUCAAACAUGUCGAACUUUUGCUUUCUAAUCGUCUGCAUAAAAGUCAUCUUUGUUUCUGCGAAGGUCGUUCUUCUUUCGGCGGCACCUUUCUGCCGAUGGUGAUCCAACUUUCUGUAAAGGUCAUCAAUUCUUCUGUCUUCGGUUAUUUACGUUCGAUCCAGUUCCAUCCAGUUGUAGCAGCGACUAUCAAGCGGUUAAUGCGCGGAGAUGCUUUUAAUGCAGUCGUGCAACGCUUUUGCAAACCGUUUAUUUACUGAUGAAAGACGAUACCGAUUUUCGUUAAUAACAGCGCCAAAUAUUUUGAAAAAUGUCUGUUAAUUUUGCAAGAAUUAAGAGCUUUGUAUAAGAAGUCCAGCAGGAAGGCUAAGCGGUGGAACGCUUCUUGCAACCUGUGCAAAGCUAAAAACUAAUGAUAUUCUCUUAACUGAUUUUGUUGUUCGAACUGACUGAUGAUUGCCAAAUUCGUGUUUUUUGCUGCUCUUCCUUCAGUUACCUCAGUAACGCAAUUAUCGUCAUGUUUGAUUAAACCGCAUCCAACACUUUUUCUUGAACAGGUUUGUAUAAAAAAAUUUCGGCGCCUUUUUAACGAAUACUCGUAUGUCUGAUUCAGCGAAGAAGCUAAUAAUUUUCAAAAAUAAUCAGUAUCUUGUUAAAGAUUUUAUCAAUAAAUGAAAGAAUUGCAACAGCAUUAGAGCACUGCAAUACUCACAUUUCUGCGCAUUCACACACAUAAUUCACAGUAUAUAAUACAAGACAGACUCUAAUUUAUUUGUUUUUAUUGUCUUGUGCAGUGGGACGAAUGUCUCCUCUGGGCGCUUGACGGCCGCUCCCAGCAUAUUACUGCGGGAUUUGUUAUACAUAUGGCUGAAUAACUCCAAAUGCGCACCAUGGCGCCGACGCUGGUUCAAUCAUCAGCGGAUACUAUAAACCGCUUGGCAGAAAAGGAGCAUACGAUCAAUAAAAAGAUUAAAUUAUAUUGGUACGAGAGUUACAAGUAUUUACCAAAAAGGGUAGAAAUGACUGGAAAAUCAAUUGCAGUAAGUAAGCUUUAUACAGAUUAUCAGAAAGCAGAGAUUCAACAUCUUUGACAAGAAGGUGGAUGACCUUACAAGAAAGGUGGAUAACCUUUCCAGAAAGGUUCAUGACCUUUAAAAAAAGGUGGAUGACCUUUACAAAAAGGUGGAUGAGAAAGGUGGGUGACCUUUGCAGAAACGUGGAUGACCUUCACUGAACAGCCACCAUCCACCCGUCCACCAUCCUGCCGGCUACAAUCGCCGACUGGCGCGAGAUGGGCACCGUGAAUGGGCGAGUCAACAACGUGUCGGCCUCGCAGAAAAUUUUGAAAUUGGCGUAUCCGACCGUCGAUUCUACAAACCAAAUACGCCGCCGCCGUCCAGACACGCCGAAAUUUUGGAAAUCGACAUGUUUGGACGGCACGGACUAAGACGCGACGACACGCGAUCCCAGUAUUCAUUAUCGUGACCCGACACCCGCGAGAAUCAUCUACCAGAUGGAACACCUGGAGCCCAAGAAAAAGACGUUGAAGCUGCGGGACCUCUACGUUAUGUGGGAGGGCCUCCUGUGCCGUAAACUGGAUCAGCUGCAAGUUGCUGCGACGGUUUGUCGAGCCAAAUUUCAUGCGCUAAAACAUUAUCCAGUUCCUGCGCACGAGAACACGGCCAACUGCGUCGGAAUGAAGAAGACACUGGACGCGAUGCUACUGGGGCCACGUUUCGACGCAGGUUGACAAGUACUGUGUCACCUGUCUGAAGCGUAAGCACAGCAAGUCGCAUCGUUUGCGGACGCCGGGGAAAUUCCGAAAGUCAAAAAAAAGCGCCACGUUGAGCGGCAGAAGCAGACUAUGUGGGACGUUAUUUCAUGGAAAGCUGUGCUGAUGAAGUUUGACGUUGGCACAUGAAGCUGCCAUCGUGGCUACCGAUCACUUCGGCCGCGAUUCACUUCGGCCGUCAUUCAUUUCGCCAGCAAUUCACUUCGGCCCACGUAUCUUUGUGCGGAAAUUAGGGUUUGCCGAAACUUUUAAUGUGCCCCGUGUAAUCUAAGUUCUCGUUAUACGCAAAUUUUGAUUGAUUUAGUUCAUUUUGCACGCAAAUCUGUUUAAGCAGUUUUUGUAGUGUUACUGUAACCAUAAUGUUUCUCUUUUAAUGACAAGAAGUCACUGUCACAAUUGAGUACUGAGAACCUAACCGUAUCACACAUAAAAAAACAUAAGAAAUGAAAAUCUUCAGACUAGAGAUGG